AUUGAGCGUCUGCAGAGAUGACAGCGUCUGAGCCGCUGUCCAUAGAGGAAGAAUUUGAAAUGCAGAAGUCGUGGAGAGAGGACGCCGAGAAGUGCACUUUCAUCGUGUUGGCGAGUGAUGACAGUGACGGCAAAACUGGAGCCUCUUAUGUCGACGAGAACGCAAUCAACCGUAUGGCUGGGGACGUGAACUUGUUCUUCAAUGAUUACGACGAUCCCCAUGCGUGUGAGAUGGAGAUCAUGAUAGCCGAAGAGAAAUAUCGUCGAAAGGGUUUUGCAAUGGAAGCGGUGAAGCUAAUGAUGGCUUACGCUACGUCCACACUCCACGUGACUCGGUUUAUUUGUAAGAUCAUCGAGACCAACCAAGCUUCAAUCCAGCUCUUCGAAAAACUGGGGUAUGUAAAGUACAACUACGUUGCUGCUUUUAACCAGGUCGAACUGGAGUUGGUCACGAAGGACAAGCGAAUGGAACUAGUGGACACCGUGUUGGAGUCUGCUGUCAUCCACACACCGCAAUAGAGAUGGCCGCACAGGUGAAGACAG
This is a messenger RNA of Phytophthora infestans T30-4, 542 nucleotides long. RefSeq names its product N-acetyltransferase, putative. Gene Ontology annotation, molecular function: N-acetyltransferase activity. The coding region runs from base 18 to 518 and encodes 166 amino acids. Lineage: Eukaryota; Oomycota; Peronosporomycetes; Peronosporales; Peronosporaceae. Gene Ontology annotation, biological process: protein acetylation. The record is from RefSeq and is a predicted model, not a curated record. The transcript is spliced from 5 exons.